ACAAUGGAAGAUCUCCAAAGCUUCCUCAUAGUUUGCCUGUCAUGUCUAGUAUCAACCAUCCUGGUCCGAGCCAUACUCACCAAAACUCGGACCACAGCUCGCCUUCCGCCGAGCCCGCCAGCCCUUCCGAUCAUCGGACACCUUCACCUCGUCGAUCGAUUACCCCACCAAGCUUUCCACAAAAUCUCCAACCGCUACGGACCCUUAAUUCAUCUCUUCCUUGGCUCUGUCCCUUGCGUGGUUGUUUCCUCACCCGAAAUGGCGAAAGAGUUCCUUAAGACUCAAGAAACCUCGUUCUUGAACCGGCCUAAUCGGAGUGUUCUGAAUUACCUUUCUUACCCCUGGUCUGAUUUCGUCUUUGCUGAGUUUGGACCUUACUGGAAGUUCAUGAAGAAGCUUUCCAUGUCCAGGCUUCUCGGCGGACAAACACUCGACCAACUCCUUCCGAUAAGGAGCGACGAGCUAAGGCGGCUUCUGAAGCUGAUUCUCGAAAGGGCUAAUGAGAAAGAGGCAGUUGAGGUUGGUGGAGAACUUACAAAGCUGACUAACAAUGUCUUUUCGCGGAUGAUCAUGAGCAAGAGGUGCGCAGAGAACGAUGAGGAGGGCGACGAGAUCAGGAAGGCGGUGAACGAGACGGCGGAGCUCCUUGGCAAGUUCAAUUUUUCGGAUUACAUUUGGUUGUGUAGGAAGCUAGAUUUGCAAGGGUAUUGGAAGAAGAGUAAGGAAAUUCAUGAGAAGUUUGAUAAAAUGAUGGAGAAGAUUAUAGAAGAGCAUCAAGAGGCAAUUACGAAGGUGGAGGAGAAGGGAAAGUAUAAGGAUGUACUUGGUAUUUUGCUUGAAAUAUUGGAAGAUGAGAGCUCAGAGGUCAGAUUGACAAGAGAGAACAUAAAGGCAUUUGUCCUGGAAGUAUUUGUAGCUGGGACAGAUACUUCUGCCAUUACCAUAGAAUGGGCACUGGCAGAGCUAAUGAACCACCCAAAUAUCAUGGCCAAAGCAAGGGAAGAGAUUGAUUCUGUAGUUGGAAAAACCAGACUAGUAGAAGAGUCUGAUAUUGUCAACCUUCCUUACAUCCAAGCCAUAGUAACGGAGACACUGAGGCUUCACCCUGCUGCGCCGUUGCUACCUCGAGAAUCAUCCGAAAAAUGCACGAUUAAUGGCUACGAAAUUCCAGCCAAGACCCAGCUGUAUGUUAAUCUUUGGGCCAUUGGAAGGGAUCCAAAGCAUUGGGAAGACCCACUUGAGUUCAACCCAGAGAGGUUUCUUAGUGAAGAAGGAACUUUAAAGAACCAAUUGGAUGUUAGAGGACAGAAUUUCCAUCUUUUGCCGUUUGGGAGCGGACGAAGAGUAUGCCCCGGGGCGUCCCUCGCGUUGCGUUUUGUUACAACGAGCCUUGCCGCGAUGAUUCAGUGCUUUGAGUGGAAGGUCGACGGGAAAGAUGGACCUGUAAUUGACAUGCAAGAGGGACCUGGGCUCACCCUCCCAAGGGCUCAUCCCUUAAUUUGUGUCCCAAUUUCUAGGCUCUCUCCACUGCCAAUAUUUUAUAGCGCAUUAGAUCAUCUCACUUAA
Molecule: messenger RNA, 1566 nt
Organism: Morus notabilis
Lineage: Eukaryota; Viridiplantae; Streptophyta; Magnoliopsida; Rosales; Moraceae
Product: cytochrome P450 93A3
Exons: 2
Coding region: 4-1566 (520 amino acids)
Cellular component (GO): membrane
Molecular function (GO): heme binding; oxidoreductase activity, acting on paired donors, with incorporation or reduction of molecular oxygen, NAD(P)H as one donor, and incorporation of one atom of oxygen; iron ion binding
Source: RefSeq, a predicted model, not a curated record